Drosophila arizonae is the source of this 555-nucleotide messenger RNA. RefSeq names its product sex-regulated protein janus-B-like. Gene Ontology annotation, cellular component: cytosol. The record is from RefSeq and is a predicted model, not a curated record. Gene Ontology annotation, molecular function: protein histidine phosphatase activity. Lineage: Eukaryota; Metazoa; Arthropoda; Insecta; Diptera; Drosophilidae. Gene Ontology annotation, biological process: peptidyl-histidine dephosphorylation.
AUUAAAAAUUGUAUUGUAAAUUAUUAUUUGGAAAGCAAAAAAAAACACAAAAAAAUGAAGUAUCCACAGGUUAUAUUCCCGCUUCGUAAUACUCUGACUCGAUAUUGUUUGCGAAAUUAUGCAACUACUAAGAGGACAACACAGAAUCUCAUAAAUUAUCCUAAAGUAAAAUUGGGAGAGGGGAAACUUCUGUAUCUGUUAAUCUCCAUUUAUAUGCAUGGCGAAACGUUGUUUUCCCGGACAAUUGUACGAGGUGGUCGUGCAAAAAAACAUCUAUACCUUUAUGACGAAAUCAGAGAAGAACUGGAUGAGCUUGGUUUAUGCUCUAAAGCCUUAGGUGGUGGUAUGAUGAACAUAAAUGCCAAAUCUCAAGAAAUGACGAUCAACGGAAAAUGCAAGACCUUCGGGAGAGCAGAUCAUCAUUUGACAAAGGAAAUAUUAUUGGGCACUCCUGAAUACAAGAAUUUUAAAAUUACUGUUGGGAAAUAGGGUAGCUAUACAUUUUUUUAAAUAUGAAGGGGUGAAAUAAGGAAUAACAGAUGCACUGUAUGAAUA